This is a messenger RNA of Asparagus officinalis (garden asparagus), 1875 nucleotides long. RefSeq lists its product as uncharacterized. The coding region runs from base 1 to 1875 and encodes 624 amino acids. The record is from RefSeq and is a predicted model, not a curated record. The transcript has 2 exons. Lineage: Eukaryota; Viridiplantae; Streptophyta; Magnoliopsida; Asparagales; Asparagaceae.
AUGAGGAAUAUUCCUGACAAGUCAUGGAUAGAUAUCCCUAGGAGUGAACGGUUUCGUGUUCAACGUUAUGUCGAUGGAUGUGAAGCCUUCAUGAAGUAUGCCGAAAUGAACCCAAAAUAUUUAAGUAGCGGUGCAAUGUACUGCCCCUGUUAUAGGUGUAAGAAUAUGAAGCUGAAAAAUAAAGAUGAAAUACGAAGUCACUUAGCAAGCUCUGGUUUUUACGAGGAAUAUAAAUACUGGUCCUAUCACGGUGAAGGUUGUACUGAAGAUGAAGUCCCGGAUGUGCAUGUCAAUACUAGUCAUGAUGUCAGGAUAGAUGAUACAGAAGUAAAUUUACAAACUGAUAUCGGACCCGACCAUACCGAAUACGAUAUUAACAAUGACAAUGAAGAUGAUAUCAUAGUUGAUGUCCAAGAUGCUCAUGCUCCAGAGGACUUAGAUCGUAUAAUGAAACUACUAGAGGAUAGUGAAAAGGAUCUGUAUGAGGGUUGCACCGACUACUCCAGAUUUUCAUUUAUCUUGGAGCUUUUACAUAUUAAGAGCCUUAGUGGAAUGGCAAAUACUUAUUUCGAAAUGCUUCUUGAUUUGCUGCGGAAGGUAGUUCCAGGAGGAGAACGUAGCAUUCCUAAAACAACUUAUGCGGCAAAGCAAAUAGUUUCCGAUUUGGGGCUUGAUUACAAUAAGAUUGAUGCGUGUCCCAAUGAUUGUAUUCUCUACUACAAGGAUAAUAAAGACCUUCAGGCAUGCCCUACAUGUGGAGUUUCUCGAUGGAAACAACAAACCCGCUCUUCAACAAGGCAGCCAACAGAGUCAAUGUACCAGCGGAGCAGGAUUCCAGCUAAGGUGCUUCACCAUUUCCCGUUAGUUUCCAGAUUGCAACGUCUGUAUAUGAACAAAGACACCGCUAAGAACAUGAGGUGGCACAAAGAAGUCCGUAUAGAUGAUGGUAAGCUGAGACAUCCAGCUGAUGCAGAGGCUUGGAAGCAUAUUGAUAAGACUUUUCCCAAUUUCGCUCGUGAAUGCAGAAAUGUCAGACUUGGGCUUUCGAGCGACGGAUUCAAUCCGUUCGGGGUUAUGAGUUCAGGUUGGUCUACAUGGCCAGUUGUCUUAAUGCCAUAUAAUUUACCCCCACUGCUUUGUAUGAAACAACCGUAUAUGAUACUCUCAUUACUGAUACCGGGUAAGCAUGCACCGGGUAAUGAUAUUGAUGUCUACUUAGAGCCCUUAAUUGAUGAGCUAAAACAGUUAUGGUCAGAGGCUUAUGCUAAUCUUUCUGGUUGGUCGACAAAAGGCAAGUUUGCUUGUCCAGUAUGUGGCCCAGAAUUUGAAGGCCUUCACUUACCAUAUAGUCGAAAGUGUUGUUAUUGGUUCAAUAGGAGAUGGUUGCCCUCGGGGCACAAAUACAGAAAAUUGAGCAAUAAAUUUGACGGCACUGUUGAGACUAGGAAUAAACCACGUCAAAUGACCGGUGCUGAUAUUGUUAAGUUGCUUGAGCAUCUACCUAAAAUUAGAUUUGGUAAGAACCGAUACUCUAAGUAUGACUCACUCAAAGCUAGAGGCUCCUGCAAAAAGAAAAAGACACUGAAGAGGAAGAGAGCAUUCCAACGGGCACAUGUUGAUAAUGGAGUUGAUAAAUUACCAAAGGGAUGGAGUAAAUUCAGUAUCUUCUUCCAGCUACCAUAUUGGCAAAAGCUUAAAAUCAGGCAUAACUUGGAUGUCAUGCAUAUUGAGAAAAAUGUUUGUGACAACAUAGUUUCAACCCUCCUUCAAGAUCCUAAUAAGUCAAAGGAUGACCUAAGGGCUCGUCAAGACUUAGCUGCAUUGAAUAUUCGAGAAGAUUUGCAAGCACAAGAUGUUGGACUUAAAAAAACAUAA